AUGGGGCCCGCUCAAUUUCAGAUAGGCUGCCAAGUUAUGCACUUUUCCAGUGUCUAUAAUGUUUUACUCGGGCGGCCGUGGAUUCAUAGCUCUGGCGCUGUGCCCUUUUCCUUGUAUCAAGUAUUGAAAUUUGUGGUGAACGACCAGCUGUUAACCAUUUUUACUGAAGAAAAUUACAUUGUAAUUGCCGAUUCCGAGCCUAAGGAAAAUGGUAACCGAAAUGCUUCAGUGUCUUCUUACCGUACAACUGACAUUGUCUCUGUGAGUUGGAUAACAAGUGAGGCUUUAAAAGACGAAAUGGUUUUGCCAGCGGCCAAUGUUAUGAUGGCCAAGGAAAUGAUUCGCGGAGGAUAUGAAUUUGAUAAGGGAUUGGGGUGCAAUCUACAAGGCAUUCUGAAACCCGUGGAACUCAUCGAAAAGAAGGACUUAUUUGGUUUGGGAUUCCGUCCGACUGCCAGAGAUAUAAAAGAGAUGAAAGCACGCAAGAAGGCCGAAAAGGAAGGCAAGUUAGGUGUUUUAGACAUUCCACCACUACGCUAUACCUUUCCAAAGCCGGCUGAAGAAAUUACAUCUGAGUUUAGCCCAAUUUACGAUGUGGAGACAAGCCUGACUCAUUUGUUUGUGGGAGCAAUAUCCGAAGAUUGUCCGUCAGAUGAUGCCGAAUUCCCAGACAUUCCCCAAGGAGCUAUACACAACUGGACCGCCGAGUGCUUUCCCGUGCAAAAGGAGUUUCGAUGGCCGAAAAUAAAAUUAUUUGACCCUAUGGAUAUCACUGUUCUGGAACCCAAUGAUGACAAUCUCUAUAUCACUCACGACUUGGAAAUUAUGCAAUAUGAAUUGCAAGACGAGAGUGAUAAUGAGGAGUCUUAUGACGAUAUGACUGGCAUUUCGACCGAUAUAGUGGUACACAGAUUACCUACAGACCCAACUUUCCCACCAGUGAAGCAAAGGCCCCGUAAAUUCAAACCAGACACGAGCCUCAAAAUAAAAGAGCAAAUUGAAAAGCAGCUUAAGACUAAUAUUAUCAUUGUAUCUCAUUAUCCUGUUUGGCUCUCAAAUUCAGUCCCUGUUCUGGAGAAGAAUGGAGAAGUACGAGUCUGUGUUGAUUAUAGGGACCUUAAUAAAGCCAGUCCGAAAGAUGACUUUCCUUUGCCAAAUAUUCACAUUAUUCUAGACAACACUGCUGGACACGAAAUUGAAUCUUUUUGUUAUUGUUUCGCUGGAUAUCAUCAGAUCUUAAUGGCCGAAGAAGAUAGGGAAAAAACUGCUUUUAUCACCCCUUGGGGCACAUUCUGCUAUCGAGUAAUGCCGUUUGGUUUAAAGAAUGUUGGAGCUACUUAUCAAAGGACCAUGACUACCUUGUUUCAUGAUAUGAUCCACCAGGAGAUGGAGGUUUAUGUGGAUGACAUUAUAAUCAAAUCCAGAAAAACAGAGGACCAUUUGAUUGAUCUAAAAAAGUUGUUUGACAGGUUGCGGAAGUACAAUUUGAAGCUAAAUCCUGCGAAAUGUGCCUUGGGAGCACCAGCUGGUAAACUGUUGGGAUUCAUUGUCAGUAAAAAGAGCAUAGAGAUAGACCCGACAAAGAUCAAGGCAAUUCGAGACAUGCCAGUGCCAAAAACGCAGAAAGAUGCGAAAAGUUUCUUGGAAAAAAUUAAUUUCAUUGGAAGAUUCAUUGCCCAAUUAACCGCUACGUGCGAGCCACUAUUCAAGUUGUUGAAAAAGAAUGUGCCAUUGCAUUGGAAUGAAGAGUGCCAACAAGCUUUUGACAAAAUUAAGGAUUAUUUGCUGCACCAUCCGAUCCUAGUGCCAUCUAAGCCGGGCCGGCCUUUGAUCAUGUACUUAUCCAUGCUCGACGGAGCAGUAGGUUGUGUUCUGGGGCAACACGAUGAUUCCGGAAGGAAAGAGCAAGCCAUCUACUAUCUGAGCAAGAAAUUCACCCAGUAUGAGGUUUUACUUGUGGGUGCCGUAGAAGAUAUGAGCGAGCUGUGCCCUGAAUGGAGGUUGUUUUUCGAUGGUGCCGCUAAUUCUUUCGGAACUGGAAUAGGAGCAGUUCUCGUAUCUCCAGAAAGGAAGCAUUACCCUGGGGCUGCUAAAUUACAAUUUGCCUGCACAAACAAUAUGGUUGAGUAUAAAGCCUGUAAUUUUGGUCUUAAAAUGACUUUGGAAAUGGAAGUUAAAGAGUUGAUAGCUUUCAGUGAUUCAGAUUUACUUGUGCACCAAACGUUGAAGCAAUGGAUAACCAAAGAUUCCAAGAUCUUGCCAUACGAUUGUAAUUUGCUCACUCUGGCUAGACAAUUUCAAAGUUUGGAAUUCAGACAUCUCCCGCGAGCCCGAAAUGUAUUUGCCGAUGCUUUGGCCACUUUAUCUUUUAUGAUACAAUAUCCGGACGAACUAGGAAUCGAGCCUCUCCGAAUCCAACUCCAGGACAAGCCUGCUCAUUGUUGGGUCAUAGACAAAAUAUCUGGUAAAUGCCCGUGGUACAAUGAUAUUAAGGAAUUCAUCAAAAUCAGGUCUUAA
Messenger RNA from Coffea arabica (coffee), 2517 nucleotides. Lineage: Eukaryota; Viridiplantae; Streptophyta; Magnoliopsida; Gentianales; Rubiaceae. The record is from RefSeq and is a predicted model, not a curated record.